UAUAAAUUUUAUUUGUUAAUCUAGUCUAGUUAAAUAAAUGAUUAAAAAUUUUAUUUAAAUAUAAAGGAAAAAAAAAAUUAAAUUAUAUUUUAAAAAAUGACUUAUCAAAGUGUUGUAAAUAUGAUAAGUGGUAAAAGAUUAUCAUAUUGUCUUUUAGCUGGUGCAAUUAGAUUUUUUUUAAUGAAUUCAGAAUUUCAAAAAAUAAUAAGUGAUCGUGUUGAAGUAUCAACAGCCUUGAAUUCUUGGAAAAGAGUUACGGAAGGAGUUUAUUUAAGAAAUUCAGGAAUUGAUCCAUAUGCUGGUGAUUUAUUUCAUGAAACACCAUUGAUUUUAUUGGCCUUCACCUACAUGCAUAAAUACUUGUCAAUUUGGGCAAUAAAAUUACUGUUUGUUUUAGCUGAUUUAUUAACAUCUUGGUUACUUUAUUUAACAGCAAAACACUAUGUCAUUGAGCUGGCUAAAAAUGAGCAUGAAGAAAUAAAAGAACGUAAAAAUGAAGAAAUAUCAUAUACACCAAUUGAAAGUACAGCUAAAACAACAAUUCUAUAUGUACCAGCAGCAUAUUUAUUUAAUCCAUAUAUUGUAUUAAAUUGUGUUGGAUUAACAACAACAGUAUUUACAAAUUUAUUAUUUGCAGCAACAUUAUAUUCAAUGAUAAAGCGUUGGAAAAUAAGUUGUUGUAUUCUCAUAUCAUUUUUAACACUUCAAGGAUUAUAUCAAAUUUCAUUAAUGGUACCAGCAACAAUUUACAUUGUCAAAGAUAUCAAUGUUAAAUCAAGUAUUAUUAAAACAACAAUAACAAUGAUUAGUUUAUUCAUUGGAAUAAUUGGAUCAUUAUUAUAUUUAUCAUAUUUAAUAAUGGGAAAUUGGAAUUUCAUUGGAAAUACCAUUGGAUUUAUACUAACUGUACCAGAUUUACGACCAAAUAUUGGCUUAUAUUGGUAUUUUUUUACUGAAAUGUUUGAACAUUUUAGAUGGUUAUUUAUUGCAUCAUUUCAAAUUAAUGUUGGAUUAUUAUAUAUUGUACCACUUGCAUUAAGAUUAAGAAAAGAUCCAAUGUUACUUGCAUUUACAUAUUUAGCUAUUGGUGCUAUAUUCAAAUCAUAUCCUUCAAUUGGUGAUGUUGGAUUUUAUGUUGCAUUAUUACCACUUUGGCAACAUUUAUUUCAACAUAUGCAACAAGUAUUUGUUUUUGGAUGUUUUGGAUUAUUUUGUACUGUAUUUGCACCAACAGUAUGGCAUCAAUGGAUAUAUUCUAGAUCAGCAAAUGCAAAUUUUUAUUUUGGUGCAACUUUGGCAUUUGCAACAGCACAAAUAUUUUUAUUAACUGAUAUAUUAUUUGCAAGUGUUAAACGUGAACUUGCUCUUAAACAUGGUCUAUCAUGGGAAGUUAAUGGUAACAAAGCCAAAGUUUUACUUGAAUAAUUAUCAUUUAAAAAUAAAAAAUUUCACCUCAAAUUAAAUUA
Messenger RNA from Aphidius gifuensis, 1466 nucleotides. It is a transcript of the gene PIG-U, whose product is annotated as phosphatidylinositol glycan anchor biosynthesis class U protein. Lineage: Eukaryota; Metazoa; Arthropoda; Insecta; Hymenoptera; Braconidae. The transcript has 4 exons. Bases 97 to 1425 code for a protein of 442 amino acids. Gene Ontology annotation, biological process: protein localization to cell surface; attachment of GPI anchor to protein. Gene Ontology annotation, cellular component: membrane; GPI-anchor transamidase complex. The record is from RefSeq and is a predicted model, not a curated record.